CUGGGCCAACCGCUGGUGAACUUAGCCUUCUGGCUGUGUACAAAGUUCUUAUGGCUUUGCUUUCAUUAAUUAACUCGAGGCCCCGUGAACACGCGCAAUCCGCGUGCCGCACACGAGGGUUGCUGCCCAGGACCGGUGCUGUCUACUACCAGCAUCAUCCGUCGCUGCUCGAGACACUUGUAUUGUUCUACCAACCGCCUGCUUACUCCUUCUCACCUUCAACAACCUACUCCUUAAAUCACAUACCAUGCCUCCAACAGACCUCAUGAAAAAAUACCCCUCUACCAACUCAUAUGUGAAUUUAAAACUUGUGCUGAUCGGAAACGCUUCAGUUGGGAAGAGUAGCUUACUCCUCCGCUUGUUGGAUGAUCAACAGUUUCCCGAGAAGAACAUCGUAACUGUUCUUGAUCUCCACGUGCAUAAGAUGGUAGUCAACGGGCAGAAAGUGAGGCUCAAUAUAUGGGAUACAGUCGGCCAAGAACGCUUCAACUCAAUCAGACGCCCGUUCUACCGUGGUGCUCAAGGGAUCAUACUUGUGUAUGACGUAUCAGACCGCGGGUCAUUCGAAGCACUUCCGAAAUGGUUUUCUGAAGUCGACCCCCACGUCUCAAUCGCAGUGCCGAAGAUUAUUGUUGGAAAUAAGGUCGAUCAGGAAGACUCUCGUCAAGUCUCCACCACCGAGGGUUCCACUUUUGCCUCUCGUCAGAAUGCCCUCUUUGUUGAGGCCUCUGCAAGGACAGCCGUCGGGGUACGCGAGAUAUUCGAGGAGCUGGUGGCGCAGAUUCUUGAGACCCCAGAGCUGUGGGCAUUUGUGACACCGGAAACUGUUAAUGUUCUACUUGCGAAGAGCAAGGAGGACGGUAGGAGUUGGCGUUGUGCAUGUUAGAUUCGAUGUGUAAGAGGUUGUGUUCCAAAUGCAUAUGUAGCUUCUCGCGGCGUUAACUACUGUAUCUGCAACUUUAACUGUAUCUGCCCGACUUAUGAUGGUCAAAGAGCAGGCGUCGCCC
Suillus paluster is the source of this 1007-nucleotide messenger RNA. RefSeq names its product ras-domain-containing protein. Gene Ontology annotation, molecular function: GTPase activity; GTP binding. NCBI's taxonomy places the organism in Eukaryota, Fungi, Basidiomycota, Agaricomycetes, Boletales, Suillaceae. Bases 248 to 886 code for a protein of 212 amino acids. The transcript is spliced from 5 exons. Gene Ontology annotation, biological process: regulation of exocytosis; protein secretion. The record is from RefSeq and is a predicted model, not a curated record.